AUGGAAUUUUCGAAACUUUCGCCAGGAUUUCUGGAAGAUGUUCGGAAAACGAAGGAUUUUGUCAAAGGAAUCAAGUUAUUUUGGGGAGAAAAGGCUUCGAGUGUUGAUGUCAAAUAUUUGGAUGAUUCUUUGAUGAGUGUUGAAUUCGAGAUGUUAUCCGAUGAUUCGACAAGGAUUAUUUAUAAAGAGUAAGGAUUUUUGGAUGAAAAAUGUGAAACUUUUCAUCUAAUUUUUUUGCAGCGCCACUGAUAUUUAUCACGAAAAACCGUUGGUUGAAAGAAGAAUGGCAGAUGUUGCUCUGAGAUGUUUCAAAAGUUUUAUGUCGCGCUCUGAAAAUAUCGAAGAGUUUGAGCUCGACAUGAUUAUUGAUUCGUUUCCAAUCGACAGAUUUUGUAUCGAAAAUUGGAAAAUGCUGAAGAGUUUUGAGAUUAGGAGUGAUUCUGAUUCUCGAAAUUUUAGUUUGGAUAGAUUAUUCGAGAUUGGAUUUAUCAGCCAGGAGAAGGUAUAUUUUUGAAAAAUAACAUUUUUCAAAAUGUCAUUUUUCAGUUGUUAUCGAUGGAAAAACUCAGUUUUGAUAAUAUUUCGAUGCGUGGAGAGCAAUUAUUGAGAAUCAAGUCGAAAAAAAUGCGAUUGACAAAUAUUGAUCCGAAAGUUUUGCAAACGUUUAUGAAAGCUUGGAAAACUUGUCCACGGCGUAGAAAGCGUUCAGAAAUCGAUGAAAAUUUCGAGAAAUUGGAAUUUGUUAUAAAAGAAGAUGAAGAAGUUAGAGAAAAUGUUUGGAAUAUUGCUUUUAAUGAAGCUCAAGUUAUUGGAAAUCACAAAAGAUUUUCGAAUCUUUCUGCUGGUCUCAAAUUUGAUGAAUACUUUAUUGGAAAUAUUUGGAUGGCUGACAAUUUGUUGACAAUUCAAAAAGAACGAACGAAUAGCAUCGUAGAAGUUCCGAAUUGA
This is a messenger RNA of Caenorhabditis angaria, 948 nucleotides long. The record is from the annotation of a GenBank genome assembly. NCBI's taxonomy places the organism in Eukaryota, Metazoa, Nematoda, Chromadorea, Rhabditida, Rhabditidae.